UUCCGGGGCGGGUCCGAGAGACCCGGAAGUAGUUACGGAGCUCGGCCGAGAGGGCGCGGUGUGAGUUGUGGGCCGUUGUUUUUCCUCGCUCGCUGGUCCUGCCGCCGCCGCCGCCAUGGGGAAGCGACAGCACCAGAAGGACAAGAUGUACAUUACCUGUGCUGAAUACACUCACUUCUAUGGUGGCAAGAAACCAGAUAUCGCACAAACAGAUUUUCGUCGUCUACCUUUUGACCACUGCAGUCUCUCUCUACAGCCCUUUGUCUACCCGGUCUGCACCCCCGACGGCGUCGUCUUUGACUUGCUGAACAUUGUCCCUUGGCUUAAGAAGUAUGGGACCAACCCCAGCAACGGAGAGAAAUUGGACGGGAGGUCCCUGAUCAAGCUGAACUUUGCAAAGAACAGUGAAGGGAAGUACCACUGCCCUGUGCUGUUCACCGUCUUCACCAACAACAGCCACAUCGUGGCCAUCAGGACCACUGGCAACGUCUACGCCCACGAGGCAGUGGAGCAGCUAAACAUCAAGGCCAAGAACUUCCGAGACCUGCUGACCGACGAGCCCUUCUCUCGGCAGGACAUCAUCACCCUGCAGGACCCCACCAGUUUGGACAAAUUCAAUGUCUCCAACUUCUUUCAUGUUAAGAAUAACAUGAAAAUAAUAGACCCAGAUGAAGAAAAGGCCAAGCAGGACCCAUCUUAUUAUUUGAAAAACACGAACACGGAGACCCGAGAGACGCUGCAGGAGCUCUACAAGGAGUUCAAAGGGGACGAGAUGCUGGCGGCCACCAUGAAGGUCCCCGAGAAGACAAAGGUGGACAGGCUGAACGCUGCCCACUAUUCCACCGGGAAGGUCAGCGCCUCCUUCACUUCCACUGCCAUGGUUCCCGAGACCACGCAUGAAGCAGCCGCCAUUGAUGAGGACGUGCUGCGCUACCAGUUCGUGAAGAAGAAGGGCUACGUGCGGCUGCACACCAACUUGGGUGACCUCAACCUGGAGCUGCACUGCGACCUGACGCCAAAAACCUGUGAGAACUUCAUCAAGCUUUGCAAGAAGCAGUACUACGAUGGCACCCUCUUCCACAGGUCCAUCCGAAACUUCGUGAUACAGGGGGGUGACCCCACGGGCACAGGCACAGGGGGGGAGUCGUACUGGGGAAAGCCCUUCCGAGACGAGUUCCGGCCCAACCUCUCGCACACGGGCCGCGGCGUCCUCAGCAUGGCCAACUCGGGGCCCAACACCAACAAGUCUCAGUUCUUCAUCACCUUCCGCUCCUGCGCUUACCUGGACAAGAAGCACACCAUCUUCGGGCGGGUUGUUGGAGGCUUUGACACACUGACGGCCAUGGAGAAUGUGGAGAGUGACCCCAAAACUGACCGCCCUAAGGAGGAGAUUCGCAUGGACUCCACCACAGUGUUUGUGGACCCCUACGAGGAAGCCGACGCCAAGAUCGCUGAGGAGCGGAAGAAGACGCGGCUGGAGGCAGCGGCCCUGGAGAGCACAGCCAAGACCAGCCAGCCCCAGCAGGGGAGCCAGGGCCCCCAGACGUACCGCCGGGGAGUGGGCAAGUACAUCAGCCCGAUGGUCACGAAACGGGUAGCAGAGGAAGAACCCUCCACCAGUGCAGCUGUCCCCGUGUCCAAGAAAAAGCCUAGCCGAGGUUUUGGGGACUUCAGCUCGUGGUAGCAG
Lipotes vexillifer (Yangtze River dolphin) is the source of this 1687-nucleotide messenger RNA. RefSeq names its product peptidylprolyl isomerase like 2 (gene PPIL2). Gene Ontology annotation, molecular function: ubiquitin protein ligase activity; peptidyl-prolyl cis-trans isomerase activity. The transcript has 20 exons. Gene Ontology annotation, cellular component: catalytic step 2 spliceosome. The record is from RefSeq and is a predicted model, not a curated record. Lineage: Eukaryota; Metazoa; Chordata; Mammalia; Artiodactyla; Lipotidae. Bases 116 to 1684 code for a protein of 522 amino acids. Gene Ontology annotation, biological process: protein folding; protein peptidyl-prolyl isomerization; protein polyubiquitination.